Molecule: messenger RNA, 1060 nt
Organism: Amborella trichopoda
Lineage: Eukaryota; Viridiplantae; Streptophyta; Magnoliopsida; Amborellales; Amborellaceae
Product: transcription factor MYB54
Biological process (GO): regulation of DNA-templated transcription
Cellular component (GO): nucleus
Molecular function (GO): RNA polymerase II cis-regulatory region sequence-specific DNA binding; DNA-binding transcription factor activity, RNA polymerase II-specific
Source: RefSeq, a predicted model, not a curated record
UCGACCCUGGGUCCCUUUUGAGUUCGAGAGAGCAUAAACGGUCCCUCCUCACUUUCAAGAGAGAGAAAGUGGUUGAAGCUUUUCCUUGUGAGGCUCAGAUGUGCACCAGAGGCCAUUGGAGGCCUUCAGAAGACGAUAAGCUCAAAGAGCUUGUGGACAAAUACGGCCCCCAUAACUGGAACGCCAUAGCUGAGAAGCUUCAAGGAAGAUCAGGUAAGAGUUGCAGAUUAAGAUGGUUUAACCAGUUGGACCCGAGGAUCAAUCGUAGCCCAUUUACCGAAGAAGAAGAGGAGCGCCUUCUCGCUUCUCAUCGUUUACAUGGGAACCGAUGGGCGAUUAUCGCCCGGCUUUUCCCUGGCCGGACGGAUAAUGCGGUAAAGAAUCACUGGCAUGUGAUCAUGGCGCGGAAAUGCAGAGAGAGAUCGAGGUUUCUGGCUAAGAAAGCAGCUCAAAAUCUUGUGAAAGAAGCGAGACAACCCGAAAUCAUGGGGAGAGAGAGAGAAAACUUCAAUGGCUUAUUAGGAAACUACUAUAGGAGAUAUGGGGGACCUUUUAUUCACACUCCCCAUCCUCACAACUACACACAACUGUACCCUAACAAGGAAACCCCAAUCGAGUUCUACAACUUCUUAAGCGUGAAGACCGAUAACAAUGGAGUGGAGACAAAAAGUGAGGAAGAGGAUCUGGAUUCGUGUACGACUUCGAGCGUCCCAUUUGUGGAUUUCUUAUCAGUGGGUAGUGUGAAGUGAAAUAUCAGCUCAGUGAUCUUCCUAACCCCAUGACAACACUAUACAGUAUAUCGGGUCUGCAAUCUCAUAGAUGUUGAUACAUAGAGUGGUAACCUAAAUCAUGUUCUCCAUGUGUAUAGAUUUUAUGUGGUCGACAAUCUUAAGACUGCAUGCUACAUGGUCUCUAGAGAGCAUGCUUAGUGCAGGCUUGUAGGAUUUUCUUAAGAUAAAUGAGAAUUAAUAUGAUAGAAAGAUGGUAUCAUUUUGUCUUUGGAAUGCCCUUUGAUGAAAUGGCUUAGUUCUUGAUAAAUGCAUUAUUGAGUUCAUGCAUC